Messenger RNA from Folsomia candida, 1012 nucleotides. RefSeq lists its product as uncharacterized. Lineage: Eukaryota; Metazoa; Arthropoda; Collembola; Entomobryomorpha; Isotomidae. The coding region runs from base 331 to 789 and encodes 152 amino acids. The record is from RefSeq and is a predicted model, not a curated record. The transcript is spliced from 4 exons.
CAAACCCAAACUGAUGGAGGGGACCACGUGGAGGACAUCGGCCACGUCAACGAAAGAGUCAACGUUGACGAAGCUGACCAUGAGGUUGACAUUGACAUUCUGACCAAUAAUUCCGAGGACCAUGGAGAAUCUCGGCUGUCACCCCAGCCCCCGCUGCUUAAAAGACCACGAGAUAUCGCCGCACUCGAACGGACGGCAAAGAAGGCACAACUAGAAAAUGGAAGUGUAUAAAAACCGUACGAAAUUUGAUACAUAUUUUUUGCACAGGUGAAAUUAUUACCGUGUCCAAACCAAUCCUCUGGAUGUACCCAAGUUCUUGACGCUGCACAGAUGAAACAACAUAGGAAACAUUGCUACUUCCGCGAGAUAACCUGCCACUGGAUAAACCCACUUCAUUGUCGAUGGAAUAAGCCCGUCGCCAUGUCCCAGUUUGCCGAGCAUUUGACGAAAUACCACAACUGCCACGUGUCCCCAUCCCACAAAUCAGCCAGACUUUUAAACCUGAAAUUGACGAUGGAUGGAGAGUCAUUCGCUAAAGUUCACUACCAUUUACGACCCAAGAUCUUGAAAAAGGAUGGAAAUACUUUUCUCAUCGUGGUCUAUAUUUACCAGAAUUUCGUCAAGUUCUGGGCAGCACGGAAACCGCGGAGAAAUAUACGGUGGAGUUUAAGCUGUCCAAGGAGGUCGAAAAAGGGAAGCAGGUCGACAAAUCCUGGAUCCUUCUGGUCAACCCGUAUCACUGCCGCCUCGGAGAUUUUUUGUACAGAAGAAUCCCGCUUAACCUGUUGAAGGAAUACGGCACCCGGGUCGGAGCAGAGGAAAAAUUUCGGCUGCAGAUUUGCACUUCAUACCAAAUUUUAGAUGCAUGAAUAGAUCGAAACGGUAGCGGAAUGUCUCGUAACGAAUUUUACUCGUGUAGAUCGUUUUUACUUGUUUUUUUUAGUUGUUUGAAUAAUUUACUAGUACUCAGAAAUAUUUAAUUUUAGAUUUGAAAUGAAUUUGUGUUAAAAAA